Messenger RNA from Rhizophagus irregularis DAOM 181602=DAOM 197198, 382 nucleotides. The record is from RefSeq and is a predicted model, not a curated record. Lineage: Eukaryota; Fungi; Glomeromycota; Glomeromycetes; Glomerales; Glomeraceae.
CUUUCAUUCACGCUUGAUGCAUGGACCUCACCAAGUUGCAUUCCGUUUCUUGGGAUCACUGUACAUUGGAUAUCCCAAGAUUGGAAACUAAAAGAACUUUUACUUGAUUUUGUUAAAUUAUCUGGACUACAUUCUGGUGAAAACCUAUAUGAAUCUUUUGUACGAUGUGUUUGUGAUGACAUGAAAAUACUCACAAAGAUUAUAGCUUGUACUACAGACAAUGCUACAAAUAAUGAUACCCUAAUGAGUGCAUUAGAAACAACUUGUCAGGAAAAAGGUAUCUAUUUUACUGCGUACAAUAAUCAUAUUAGGUGCAUGGCCCAUUUAAUCAAUCUUGCUGCACAAGAUGCACUAUCUAGUUUGAAAGUUGGAUAUGUUGAGA